AUCACGGCUCUUACAGAAUCUCACAUUGCUCCCAGUCCUAUUCCCAACUCAAGAGAAGAAGAGAGAAAGUCGGAUCUGGCCUAUGCAACUGGACCCUUCUUUCUUCUUCUCAUUCUUUUUGCUUCUCUUAAAUUUCUCUUCCUUCUUUUUCUCUUCUUGUUAUAGCCAUUGAGUUUUAAUGGCUCAAUUAACAACAUUAUUGAUGUCCUUGUUAACACUUUUUCUAUCAACAAAAGGAGUGAUUUCAACGACUUUUACCAUAUUAAACAAGUGCGAUUACACAGUAUGGCCAGGCAUUCAAUCCAACGCAGGAAUAGCUUCACUUACAACCACAGGCUUCGCUCUGCAGAAGGAUGAGUCCAAAACAAUCACUGCACCAGCCUCAUGGGGCGGUCGAUUCUGGGGCCGAACCCAUUGUUCCCAAGACUCCACAGGCAAAUUCUCCUGCGUCACAGCUGAUUGCAGCUCCGGCAAAGUUGAGUGUGCAGGAAACAACGCUCUGCCGCCGGCAACUCUAGCCGAGUUCACGCUCGAUGGUUAUGGCGGUCUAGAUUUCUUCGAUGUUAGCUUGGUCGAUGGGUACAACCUCCCUAUGCUUGUGGUGCCUCAGGGUGGGAAAGGUCAGAAUUGUUCAACCAUUGGAUGCGUGAGCGACCUUAACGAGUCUUGCCCUUCGGAGCUUAAGGUUACGAGCACCGCCGACGGAGGUGAGAGCGUAGCGUGUAAAAGCGCGUGCGCCGCAUUAGACCAAGAUCAGUACUGUUGUAGAGGCGCGUAUGGCACACCCAACACUUGUAAGCCUUCAACGUACUCUCAGAUCUUUAAGACCGCCUGCCCACACGCGUACAGUUAUGCUUACGACGACAAGACCAGUACCUUCACUUGUGGCGCCUCGCCGGAUUACACCAUCACCUUUUGCCCCGCCCCUAACACUAGCCAAAAAGCUUCACAAGAGCAAAGCACGCAAACUCCCACUACAACGACAAGCUCACCAACCAUCAACGGCACAAUGAUCUACGAAGGUGCAGAGUUAGAUCAAAGUGGAUGUACCCACGUGUUCGGAUCCAAAGCCAUUGCGGUUUUUGUCAGCAUCACAGUGGCAAUAUGGCGGUUUUCGCAAUUCUUCUAAUUUUUCUUUAGCUAACUUUUGUUAGGCCCAAAUCAUGAC
Quercus lobata is the source of this 1168-nucleotide messenger RNA. Its product is annotated as Pathogenesis-related thaumatin superfamily protein. NCBI's taxonomy places the organism in Eukaryota, Viridiplantae, Streptophyta, Magnoliopsida, Fagales, Fagaceae. The record is from RefSeq and is a predicted model, not a curated record. The coding region runs from base 179 to 1129 and encodes 316 amino acids. The transcript is spliced from 3 exons.